GGUGCUUAUAUGUUAUAUAAGUUAUGUUUAUACAUAAUUUGAUUUUAAUUACUCAGUAGUCAUUAUUUUAGGAUUUUCCCAGGAUGUGUAUUUUCUUUGCUGUUGAGAUGAAACAGAUUUAUUAUCAUAUGUCAAUCAGUUAGAUAUGAAGUUUAUCACAUGUUCUUAGCAGGAGGUCUAAUUUCAUCAGUUCCAAUACAAAUAUACAUGUCUUGUUAAUUAGUGACCACUUGUGGCAUUUGGCUUCCUUUGUCCUUUGUUUCUUGAUACAUUAAUCUGGGUGCAGUUUUAACUCCUCCCACUUAGGAGUAUCCCAUUAAGAAGUUGUGUAUUAAAAACCUGUGUAUGCUGCCUUGAGUAUUCAUUUAUCUAAAUGCAGAUUAAGCAGUUAUAGAAUAAUCUUGGCUAAUAGUGCUAAUAGUGUUUUAGCUAAAAACUUGAACUUUCAGUGUUUGGAUUACUUUACAAAAGCUAUAUUACAGUUUUUAAACAACUAAAUAUAAUUCAAACUAUAUAACCUGAAAAAAAUAAACAUUAUUUUGGAAUAUAUGUAACUGACAACAAAAUGUCUGGCAGAGGAAAAGGUGUUCGAAGGAAAACUAGGAGUUCUCCGUAUGAGACCAAAUGGGAUUCUAAUAACCCUUCUAACUGGACAAUAAACAAACUAAAAGAAGAACUUAACAAAAAGGGAAUAAGAACACCUUCUGGUAUGUCAAAACAAGUGUUAAAACAACUUUAUUUAGAGAAUUGUUUUGAUGGAGUAACAUCUUUAGAGACACAACAGACAGACACCGUUAGUGAUGAGAUUAACACAGAUUCCUCACCAGAGAGCACUCUUCCAAUUACCUUAGCAGAAUCAGUGCAUCAACACAGAAGCAGUGUUUCAAAUGGUGAAAAUGAGAAUGGUGGAACAGACAGGAACAUAGCUCAGUGUUUUGAAGGACUUCAAGAGACCUUCAAACAGCUAAUUUACAGAGACAAUUGUACUCAUGACACAGGUAGAGAUCGCGAAUUCAACCUUCAACAGUGGUACAACCAUGCAGGGAUUGGGAGUAGGAGUGAAACUUCUAACAGAGGAAAUAAUACCGUUUUACAUGGAAAUACACAAGAGCAUGUAUCUUUCAUCUCAGGACCACAAGUUGGAAAUGUUUCAUGUGGAGUGCGUUCGGAUGAAUAUUCUAAUGUGGACAUUAUAUCUCCUUCUAUUCAAAAGCAAAUCAUUGACGAUAGACAGAUUCCGCAAACUAGCUCCCAGUGCAGCACAACAUCCAAUGAAGUGCCCAAGCAGCUCAGAUGUAAUGUGGUCCUAAAUCAAGCAGUGAAUGAACUUUGGAACAGUGCUAUUGCUAAUACUACAAGAACUGUUUAUGAUACUGGGUUCAGAAAAUUUGAGACUUUUAUGUUAUUGAAUGGUUUUCAAUUUUCUAAUUUACCUCCUAUUUCUGAGGAUAUUUUAAUUUAUUUCAUAGCCCACUGCUUUCAAAUUCUGAGUUUACAAUACUCUACCAUUAAACUAUAUUUAUGUGGAAUUAGGUAUAAAUAUGUACAGGGUAAUCAAAAUGAUCCCUUACAAUCUGCUCAUAAUACACCUUUAAUCAGACUUGAUUAUGUUUUAAAUUCUGUAAAAAGACUGCAAAAAACAAAAAAUCACAUAAGAUUACCAAUAACUUUCGAAAUUUUUGGAAAAAAUUGUAAAUUGUUUGAGAAAAGGUUUUUGUUCCAAGUUCACUGA
Mytilus trossulus (common blue mussel) is the source of this 1732-nucleotide messenger RNA. RefSeq lists its product as uncharacterized. The coding region runs from base 566 to 1732 and encodes 388 amino acids. NCBI's taxonomy places the organism in Eukaryota, Metazoa, Mollusca, Bivalvia, Mytilida, Mytilidae. The transcript has 2 exons. The record is from RefSeq and is a predicted model, not a curated record.